AUGAAGUUUCUGCUUGUGCAUCCCGGACCUACAUCGCUAGAGCUACUGUUGCUACAUGCCGAGCAUAGGUCUUCAUACAUAUGGGAUGGGAAGUGUUUGUCCCAGACAUUCCGCGGUAGACGUAUAGACGAUAUGAUCAUAGAGAUCGGCCGGUUGCAGUUCAACUGGGCGUUGAUCACGGCUAUGAUAGAGCGGUGGCGACCGGAUACGCACACGGUUCAUCUACCCAUCGACGAGGCUACCAUCACGCUUGAGGACGUGGAGGUUCUUUUUGGUCUGCCGGUUAAUGGACUACCUGUAGCUUACCCGCAUGCUCUUAGAGAAUAUACGGGAUUGCAUUACCUGCAGAUGUUGCAGCGGCUCACCGGUUUCCAACCAGCGGAGGAGGCUACAUUGAGUGGGGCCAGUCGUUUGCAGUUGACGCCCGUCCGGCAACAUCUGGAGGCGAUGGAUGCGGGCAUUGCGGAUGAUUCUCUGGCAGAGGUUAUCGACCGGUACAUGAGAUUGUUGAUGUUGCUGAUGUUUGGUGGUGUAUUAUUCCCGAACACUCUGGGAAACCUAGUCACCUUGAGAUUUCCUCAUCAUCUUGAGCGGUUAGAUGAUUUACCUAGUUACAGCUGGGGUGCAGCUGUUUUAGGUUACCUGUAUAGGCAGAUGUGCCGGGCGAGCAUGGGCACCUAG
Nicotiana tabacum (common tobacco) is the source of this 681-nucleotide messenger RNA. The record is from RefSeq and is a predicted model, not a curated record. Lineage: Eukaryota; Viridiplantae; Streptophyta; Magnoliopsida; Solanales; Solanaceae.